Molecule: messenger RNA, 792 nt
Organism: Rhizoctonia solani
Lineage: Eukaryota; Fungi; Basidiomycota; Agaricomycetes; Cantharellales; Ceratobasidiaceae
Product: tetraspanin family protein
Exons: 1
Coding region: 1-792 (263 amino acids)
Source: RefSeq, a predicted model, not a curated record
AUGAGCAGCCCAUCGCUAGGCGGUGUAUCUUCCGCCCUCGAUAUUUCUCAUGGUAGAGUACGUCGUAGAGUCUCAGGGCCAUAUUCAAUUCCGAGUCCACACGGGGAAACCGUGACGCAUUCAAAAGUACCCGGAGAAGCAUGUGCCAACCCAUUUGACGAUGUUUUUCAGCACAAUCCGUUUGAUGGUGUCGCCCAACCAGGGUUUUUACCGGCCCUCGGACGAGAGCUGGACGACCGACCGUUCCCACCUGUGCCUACCAAAUACCCAGACGCUCGACUCCCAACUUCCAAAAUUGGGAGUGACCGCUUGUAUGCUCAACCUAAUGAUCUGCUAUCAAAAAUAGCACACCCACUGAGGACGAUCAGAGGCUGCUCCAAACCGGGAGAGGUUAAUGAUAGUGGACUGCCUGUAGAACCGGAAGUGGAGUAUCACAAUAGCAAAGGAGCAUACCCUUCAACUCCCUUUUCGGAAUCAUGUAGCCCAACCACUAUCCGCUUGGUUCCACAGCAGGAAGAUGCCUUACUUGGGAUUCCAAAUCAAGGACAUGACGUACCAAGUAUGCAACCUGGCUCACCGGCGCUCCUGGCAGCAACACAUGCAGCGACCGACCGUUUCACGCGCAGAUUCCCAAUAAGCAUUUCUCAUCGCAAGGCCAAUACUGUAGUAUCGGAAGAAGACAAGUUACUCCCGUUGUUGGGAUACGGAGAAACAGGAGCAGUAGUUGAAUGGCCGAAUGUUUGGACACCGGAAAAGUGGGCAUUGUUACUUUCUAUCUGUUCGGUGAGUUGA